GUGGAUGUAUGGCUGAGACUGCGCCUCGGGUACUUGCCAACGAGUUGCAUGUAUAUCAAGGCUGUCAGAACCAAGACCUAUUAGACCGUUCACAAAGUUGCGCGAGUGAUGACUCUUGUUUAUUCGCAUAACUUCAUGAACGUGCAUUGCAGGAUCACUCCCAAAGAUAUGCCGAGGUUUGUGUCAGCUAUUGCCUGGCCUUGGCCAGGUUAUCGUCACGUAGUGUUCAUGAUUCGUAGUUUGUUCUUCAUCAUCGUGCAGGGCGUAUGUGGUGCCUUCAAUUCCAAGCGUGCACCUCUGUAGUAAUACAAGCUUCAAAUCUGAUAGAGUGAUCCCAGCUCCACAUGGAGGGAAUCUUG
Molecule: messenger RNA, 359 nt
Organism: Didymella exigua CBS 183.55
Lineage: Eukaryota; Fungi; Ascomycota; Dothideomycetes; Pleosporales; Didymellaceae
Exons: 1
Coding region: 109-303 (64 amino acids)
Source: RefSeq, a predicted model, not a curated record